UUAACGAUUGUUCUUUUCUCAGGUGAGUCUGAGCUCGGCUUCGAUUAAUUUCUUGGGAUUGAUUUUCAGAGAAAAGGCCAAAAACGAGCUGAGAUUCAUCUAGAAAUCAAUGGAAUCUCCACCUUCAGCUCCUCAACCUCCCAAGGUGUCAGCCGUUAGGCGUUACAAACUUGUUUGGCGACUUCUCCUAGCUGCAAAUCUUGCUCUUGGAGCUUAUAUGUUCGUGGGGGCAACAAAGAAAGAUGCAGACAUGGAUAAUGGUGAAGGUACAAAGAAACACAUAGAAGAAGAAAAAGCUGUGGCAGAACUUUCUUCUGUUCCAAUUGUGAGUACAACCCCUCCAGCAACAAUGGAGUCUUUGAAGGUGCGGGAGCCCAUCCCUGCUGAUCAGCAGCUUGAGCUUUUCAAGUGGAUAUUGGAAGAGAAAAGAAAAGUGAAACCCAAGGAUCUUGAAGAGAAGAAAAGAAUUGAUGAAGAGAAGGCCGUUCUCAAACAUUUUAUUAAGACAAAAUCUGUCCCAAAUCUUAAAUUCUGAUGCUUCUAUUCUUUAUUGUCAAAUUUUCGCCCUUUAUAUGGAAAGGGGCAGACUGCCUUCUUCUGGUGCUCAAACUCAACUCCAUUGGAUGGUGUUUCUAAACUUUUAUCAGAUAUCAA
This is a messenger RNA of Vitis riparia (riverbank grape), 654 nucleotides long. RefSeq lists its product as uncharacterized. The transcript is spliced from 2 exons. The record is from RefSeq and is a predicted model, not a curated record. Lineage: Eukaryota; Viridiplantae; Streptophyta; Magnoliopsida; Vitales; Vitaceae. Bases 110 to 535 code for a protein of 141 amino acids.